Lepisosteus oculatus (spotted gar) is the source of this 7010-nucleotide messenger RNA. It is a transcript of the gene myom3, whose product is annotated as myomesin 3. Gene Ontology annotation, molecular function: protein binding. Lineage: Eukaryota; Metazoa; Chordata; Actinopteri; Semionotiformes; Lepisosteidae. The record is from RefSeq and is a predicted model, not a curated record.
AUUUACUGCCUUGGGAAGGACACCAUUGUGUGAGCUACAUUCUCAGGCUGAAGGGCACAGUGUGUCAUCAGCUGGGAGAACUAACCAGCUCUGUCCUCUCUUUUGCUCCUCAAGGUGCUCAAAUCCCCUGUGUGUUGGAAGAGUCGUUUCUCUGCGACUGACUUGUUGCAGCAACAUCCUUGAGUGAUUUGCCUAAUUAUUAGAGUUGCCUCAGAAUGGCAUCAAAGACGCUGAUACAUCACACACAGGAGGAGCAGAGUGAUCAGAUGUUUCACAGCCUCCAAACAUCCUCCACAACCACCAAGAAGAAAUUCAAGUCGAGUGAUGAGGAGGUCACAUACCAAGAAUUCCACCCCUUUGUGUCCCCUGAGGUCAUGUCUAUGAAGGAACUUCUGAACUUUGGUGCAUCCUCUCGCUCAAAGCCCUGGGAGUACAUGGCCACUGCGGAGGAGCGGCAGGAGAGGGAGAAGAGGACACUGUUCGGGAACGAGGUGGAGAAAUUGGAGGUGGCGGUGAUCCUAGACCAGCGAAUCAUGAGGCGUCGAGUCGACCGGAAAGCCCUGCGCCGCAAGGCACAGGAGAAGGCCAUGGUCCAGAAGAACAUUCUGGAGCUGAGGAAGAUGCGACCCCCUGACUUCCUCAUCCCCCUGCGCAGCCAUUCAGUGUGGGAGCAGAUGGAUGUGAAGCUGUCCUGCACUGUCCAGGGCUGCCCAGAGCCAGAGGUCACAUGGUAUAAGGAUGGAAUUCCAUUACAAAGGUCCUCACUUCAGCCCUGGAAGCACAAGAUACAGAAAAUGUAUGGUCUCCACACACUGGAGAUUAAAAGAUGUACUCCUGAUGAUUCAGGGGAAUACAGAAUAGUGAUCACAAGUUGCUUGGGCACAGCUUCCUCCUACGCUAUGGUCUUUGUAAACUCAUGCCAUGGUCCGCAGUCAGGAUAUGACCACACACAAGCCCCAAUUGCAGCGUCUGAGAAGGAGGCAGAUUUUGAGGCAGCCUUCAAGCCGUCUUUCGCCAAAGAGGGAGAAGCCUUCACCCUGUCUUGCGGAUUUUCUUCUGCCUUGCUAGCACACCAGCGUGGAAUCACCUGGCUUAGAGAUGGAGUCCCACUCAAAGAAUCCGAGGGAAUUGAGAUCAACACUGGACCUAGUGCAACAACUCUGACAGUGAAGGAGAUGCACAAAGAGCAUGAAGGCGUGUACACUAUCUGCCUGCCUGCUGCGAGUGGAGUCAAGGAGCACAGCGCAUACAUCUAUGUUAAAGACGCAGCAGCAGCUGUAGUCGGGGCGCCAGGGUCCCCUCUCAGUGUGGAGUGCCGCGACGUGCACAAGGAUUAUGUGUUUGUGACCUGGACACCGCCAAGUGCAGAUGGUGGAGGCCCUGUGUUUGGUUAUUAUAUUGAUAGGUGUGACGUAGAGACUGGAGAGUGGGUGCAGUGCAAUGAGACCCCUCACAAGUUCUGCCGGUACCCAGUCUUUGGCCUCUUGGACGGCAAGAGCUACCUGUUCAGGGUAAGAGCGGUGAACAACGCCGGAAUUGGUCGACCCUCCAAGAGCAGCAAUCCUGUGACUAUGACAGACCCCGCCGAGGCUAGCAGGAUCAUGGUGGUGAAGCUGGAUAAAGGAAAGGAGAUAAUUAUUACUAAGGACGAACUUGAAGCGGACAUUCUUGUUCCCUUACCACCCACUGGUGUGCAUGCCAGCGAGAGCAGUGAGAGCUACGUCAUACUGAGCUGGGCCGAACCAGACCCGCGGGGCAGGGAGCAUCUCUCCUACUACAUAGAGCAGUCCGUAGCGGGCAGCAACAGCUGGAUGAUGUCAAACUUGGAUAUUCCUGUGAACUCUCCGAGGUUCCCUGUGUUUGACCUCCAAAAAGGACGCUCCUAUCUCUUUCGAGUCCGAUCGGUCAAUAAGUACGGAGUCAGUGACCCGUCUGACUGCAGCGAACCCAUCUCGCUGAAGGAAAAAACUGCACUGCCUCCUCCUGCACAUGGCAUUGUGGCCUACAGGGACACAGACACGUCAGUGUUGCUGCAGUGGGAGGAACCCAAGAACGCUCAGGAUAUUAUUGGCUACUACGUCUACAGCUGUGAGGCCGGGACAGACAAGUGGCUGACAGUUAAUAACAAGCCAGUUAAUGGCAACAGGUUUGCAGUUCAUGGCCUGACGCCUUGGAAGAGCUAUGUGUUCAAAGUGAAGUCAGUGAGCGCAGCAGGGAGCAGCGAAUACUCCGAGCAGUCAGCACCUAUUGUAGUCAAAGCAGCAAUCUCCCCUCCUUCCCCGCCCUUGGCUAUAGCCCUGCUGAACUGUGGGAGUACGGAGAUGGUGAUUGGUUGGAGAGCUCCGGCCAGAAAUGGUGGGAGUGCCAUACAGGGCUACUUCCUGGACCAAAUGGACACUUCAGAGCUGGUCUGGCAUGAAGUCAAUGUCAAGCCGACCUCUGAAAGGGUGUACAAGGUUUGCAGCCUGCAAGAAGGUCACUCCUACCAGUUCAGGGCUUUCGCAAUGAAUAUUGUGGGCAUUGGAAAACCUUCAGAACCCAGCAGUCCGUUCUUAUGCCAGGAAUGGAAUAUGCCUGAACCUGGCUGUCCCUAUGACGUGACAUGCAGGGAGGUCCGGAGGGAUUCCCUGGUGCUCCUGUGGGAGAAGCCAUUGUACGGAGGUCACAGUCCCAUCACAGGGUACAUGGUGGAGAUGUGCGAGGGGAGAGAGCCGGAGGCGGAGGACUGGAAAGCGGUAGUGGAAAAGCCCACUGUAGGGACCUAUUUAAAGGUGUCUGGACUUGACGCUGGUCGGAUCUACAAGUUCCGCGUGUCAGCGGUGAACUCGGCAGGGGUCGGCCAGCCCUCUCUGCCGUCUGAGGAGAUCAGAGCGGAAAUCAAGCCAGGAGUGAAAGAUAUUGAAAUUGGUGUUGAUGAGGAUGGAUUCAUAUUCUUGGCAUUUGAGUCGCCAGAGAUGAAUGACUCAAGCCAGUUCAUCUGGGCAAAGAAUUACCGUGAUGCAAUAGAUGCUGGAAGAGUCAAAAUCGAAUCCAAACAUAACAGAUCCAGACUCAUUUUCACCAAUCCAUCCGAGAAGGACCUGGGUUUGUACACAGUGGAAAUAAGUGAUAUCAAUGACAUCUCUUCCAGCUACGCUUUUACAGAAAAAGACUUGGAGAGACUUUUGAAACUUAGCUGGCAAGUAAGGAACCCGUUGAUUGGUCUGGUAUCGGGCUGGGAAGUCGAGGUCUUCGAAAAGGGAGAUGUCCGCCUCUGGUUGCAAGUCGAAAAGCUAAGCCCUGCCGCAGAGCUCAGACUGAUCUUCAAUGAUCAGGAGAUUACCAGCAGUCCGACUCGCAAGAUCAAUUUCGAUAGAGCCAAGGGACUGGUGGAGAUAUUGAUUGACCCAUUUUCUGAUGCUAAUGAGGGGUCUUACACCGCCCAGCUGAAAGAUGGACGCGCAAAGAAUCAGUUCACCUUGGUGCUCGUGGAUGAUAAGUUCAGGCAGACUUUGGCUCAGGCACAGAGCAAAAGGAGAGACUGGAAGAGAAAGUGUGGGCCAUAUUUUCUGGAGUUCUUGUCUUGGAAAGUGACAGAAAACUGUGAUCUUCACUUCUCGUGCAAGGUCACCAACACAAAGAAGGACACAAGUCUGAAGUGGUACAAGGAUGGAACCGAGAUUCCUCAAAUUGAAUAUAAUCCACAAACGGGGAUCUGCACCUUAACGAUCCCACAGGUGACUAUUAAGGACAUAGGUGUGUACAAAGCAGUGCUGUCUGAUGACCGAGGGGAGGACAUCAGUACUGUUGAUUUAGUAGAUCAAGAAUUUGAAAAGCUGCAGCAGGAGCUGUGCAGGCAAUGCGCCCUGUCUGCGGGCCCACUGGAGGUCCAGCCCACUGCUGAAGGGUUUAAGCUGUAUUGCUCUUUGAAGUACUAUUUGGACUACAUGAAAACCAGCUGGUACUUCAAAGAGAAGAAACUGGGCAGCGAAGCAAGAACUCAGGCUGGGAGCAGCAUGAACAAGGUGUGGUUAGAGAUCUUUAACCCCACGGAAUCCGACAGAGGGAAAUACACACUGGAAAUGUUUGACGGUCGAGACCCACACAGACGAACCCUCGAUUUGUCUGGCCAAGUAUUUGCAGACGCCUUGAUGGAACACCAGAGGCUAAAACAAGCAGCAAUUGCUGAAAAGAACCGAGCAAGAGUAACCAAGGGGUUACCUGACGUGGUGGCCAUCAUGGAAAAUAAGUCUCUGUGUCUCACCUGCUUCACGGCCGGAGAUCCGACCCCUGAGGUCUUCUGGAUGAAGAACGAAAGAGAAAUCGUCACGGGAGAGCAGUACAAAAUCACGACAUCGGCCGGGUGCAGCUCCAUCACUAUAAACCAAGUGACGGCGGAGGAUUCAGGCAAAUACAGCAUCUUCGUGAGAAACAAGCACGGGACACAGACGGAGGAUGUCACCGUCAGCGUCUACAAGUAUGGAGAGAAGCCCAGUGCAGGAGCUCUGGAAAUGUAGAGCACCGCCCUACCGGAAAGAUCAUAAAACCAGUCGUAUCAUUUCAUUCUAUUUACUGCUUUUCAGUUUCUUGCACGUGGUAGUUUAGCACAGAAAUGUCUGAGCCCAGGCCUGCAAAGCACUACAGAACAACCUUUCAAAAGAGGCAAAAACAAGAAUUAGGUCACAAGAUUGUUUUAAAAACCUGAGUCAUGUAACAGAAUAACUUUAUUUACAUUACUCAUGGUUAAAGAAGUAAAUAGUGACACAUUUUAUACAACCUCUCUGAACAUUAUACAAAGAGAGGCGUUUUUAUGGCCUAGUUAUUUCUGCAACUUUUGAACAGUGUCUUCUGGUGGAUAUUUCAGCUGAGCUCUGAAUGACUUAAUUGGAUCAAUAUUGUUUAAUGUGCCUGGGUAGUUGUGCAAAUGUAUUUUAAUGACAGUUGACAAUGAGUUAUCUACAGGGGUAAUGCAUGAGGCUGGAUAGGAACGUAUUAGAAUUGUAUUGAGGCAACCGUGUAAAAGAACAUUAAUUAGCUGUUGUAAACCGGGUAUCUUCAUGGAAUUACGUGGCCCUCCAUGCCCUGUUAUCAAGAAGGCUGCAGGAAAUGAAUUGCUCUGGUGGUUUGUUUUAUCUGCAACCACAGGGUACAGCUGUUUUUGGUGUCUGCAACUUCCUCAGUCAGAAUGUGCAAAGCAUUUUGAAAUUAAAUCCCUCAAAGCUCAAAGGAAGAGAUAAAAGAAACUAAUAAAGCUAAUGCAACAUUCUGUACUGCUUGAUUUUUAAAUUAAGCAUUUUAUUAGAACUUAAAUAAUUAUAUUGUCACUACCGAGUUAACCAAUCAUCCUGAAGUUGCACAUUGAAAAGAAACCAUUGCUUUCAUGCACAAUGUUCCAUCCCACUGAAACAAAACACAGGGGUCAUUAGACUUUAAUUUAUACUGUAUCACACUACAAAAGAAGAGAAAUUAAUUAUAUUUGCUUACAUUAUAUUGGAGAAUUUACAGAAAUGUGAGCAUUUACAUUUACAGGGAAAUCAUUGAUUUUCUGAAAAAAAAUUAUCAGAUAUAGUUCAACGCCUUUAAGAACAUUUUUAAGGAUAUGUCAGAAUAGUCAGUCUUGCCACGUGCUUACAGUCUUCAAACAAACAUGCAAAUGUGAGAUCGGGACACUGGGCACAGAAUUGCCGUGCUAGGCUCAGUUGGAAAUUACAUGCUGUUUUAACAGCAUUUUCAGCUUUCUGGUCAGAUAAGCACCCAGGUUCAAAAUUCAAUUUGUACCUAUGUUAUCUGUCAUUAAAAGCAGAUGACAUUGAUAGGGUAUAAAGCAAGCUGCCGUGUACUCAGAACAGAUUAGAUUAAGUACAAAGACGAGCCUAGUUUGUUCUUUUAUUAGCGUAAUUUAUGCAUAGUUUCCAGCAUUAUAGCCGGUUAAUUCCAUCGUAAAUCACACAGCAGCACAGGAGCGAUUAACCUUAUGCUGCUACUGUCAUUUGUCACCAUAAAGCCCUGAUCACUAGUUGCAUUUAUGUUAAUGAAGCUUGCAUUAUCAGACCUACAAAUUCUACUUUAAAAAAUUAAAAUGUUUACCCUUUUUAAGAUAGUCAGUGAAGAAAUGUCACUGUGCAAGAUAUCUCUUUUUUAAUAUAGGAAAAGUACACAGUUGCCUCUGUGUCCUAGAUGCCAUUCACCUCUCCUCUGGUCACCUCAGAGUCAUUUUUGCCACCUUUCCUCUCUUUCCAAUUUAUCACCUGCAAUACCACAGUUAGCCUCCAGUGGAAGAUGGAGAAUUAAAAAUGCACACCCACCAAUCACUCUGGUUGUAUUUUAAAUUAUCGCAUUAUAUGUAAUUAGCACAUCAUUUCAUUAGCACACCAAGAUUCCAUUCUUGGUGUAACAACUUGCAAAAGAAAAAAGAAGCAAACUUUGCUCUCAACUGGAAAGUAUCGACAGUUUCAUGUUUCAGCCACUUUUGAAAAUGAAUUCAGCCAUUCCGUCACGAUUACACGAUUUUGUGUCAAAAGUGUUGGGCUAUUUUGCAAGUGGAUAAAACAUUGAGCUGUUUUGCUUUUGCUUUUUUUAAAAAAAGGGCAGAUUCGACGAUUUGUUUUUUAGUAAAUACCCACAUAGUUUGGAAGGGGCGAUUUAGAUCACAGCCCACAGUGAUGACUCGUGUACCUAUUUGGAGAGAGCAGGAAGUGAAGGUUGGUUUCUCCACCCUGGCCAGGACUGGAGCAAUUCAGUGCUGUUGGGUAGAGAAGAGAAUUCCUCACUGGCUUCAUCAUGGGCCGUCAGGUGUCUGGGAAUGCGGUGAGAGCCAAGACCAUCGUGAAUGACUAACCCCGUCCCUGAUGAUACUGAGCCCAAUCUGGGGUCAUAGUGACAUGAUCCAGGCUUGAAUUUGCAUAGCCUGAGCGAUAGAAGUGAACUUGUGCUCAGGGUGGGCGCCUUUUCCGGUGGAGCCAGCUGGGAGCCAAGAAUGUCGAACUUUAAAAGCAAUGGGGAAAAAAAUAAAUAAAUGUAUUGAGUGCAAA